Molecule: messenger RNA, 615 nt
Organism: Porites lobata
Lineage: Eukaryota; Metazoa; Cnidaria; Anthozoa; Scleractinia; Poritidae
Source: the annotation of a GenBank genome assembly
AUGUUUGAGUCACUCGCCCGUAAAAUGAACAGUGCUCAAAAUAUGAACCCGGCGAUUGGGUUCAAUGCCACUCUCACAUUUAUUACCUACCCUCAAAAAGGUGGCAAAGGUAACGCUUCUAAAAAUCCAAACCGUUUACCCUUUGAUUUGAUGCACAAAAAGAAAGAUUGCAUGAUCAAGAUCACAAACAUCGAUGAUUUAUGCUGUGCCCGUGCCAUAGUCACGAUGAAAGAGUAUGUGGAUGGUGACCCUGACAAGCAAUACGCUAAUUUACGAAGAGGCAGACCCAUUCAAGAACGCUUAGCCAAGCAGCUUCACCAAGACGCUGGUGUACCAGAAGGCCCUUGUGGUUAUGAGGAACUACAAAAAUUUCAAACGUUUCUAGGACCCCAAGGCUAUAAACUCAUUGUGGUAGAUUACGUUUCUUGUGCGUGUAUUUUUCAAGGCAAUGUGGAUCAGUAUAGCAAAGUCAUUUAUUUGGUCAAACACGAGAAUCACUACAAUGGCCUACGAAGCAUGAUUGCGUUUCUGAAUCGAUCCUAUUUUUGCCCUGAUUGCUGUCAAGGGUUCAAUACAGACGACGCAGCUCAUCAUUCAUGUAAGGGUAAAAAUUGA